Messenger RNA from Aplysia californica (California sea hare), 5361 nucleotides. Its product is annotated as WD repeat-containing protein 90. Gene Ontology annotation, molecular function: protein binding. Lineage: Eukaryota; Metazoa; Mollusca; Gastropoda; Aplysiida; Aplysiidae. The record is from RefSeq and is a predicted model, not a curated record. Gene Ontology annotation, cellular component: centriole.
CACACAACAACAAGCAAAGUCUCAAAAAGGAAGCUAUUCUACUAGAUGUAGAUCUAGAUCUAGAAUCUAGAUUAGAUUUUCUAGACCUAUGCCUAUUAGAUUCUAAGAAAUACUCACGUUGGUAAAAAGAUAGCCCAGAAAGAGACACUUCCACAACGUCAAUAAGGUUUUACACGUCACGGUGGGCCUAAUCAGAAAAGAAUGAGAUGGUUGUUUGUUUUUCAACCUUUCACAACACCACACCAGCUGACAACGUCACAGUUGACACACUGGGCCGAGCGGGGAUCUCUGUCCCGAUGUGUCGCGCUACAGUCGCAGCUGUUUUCUAACUGUUUUGAUUGGCUCAUCCACAGCGGAAGUUACUGUUGCCAUUUCCUGGAUGCAACAAGAUGGCGGUAAACGCGAAGGUUUGACAAGUCUAAACGUAUGCCUAGGAAGUCAGACUUACUUUAAUCGCUGUUUCAUGCAAAGAAAGACAUUAUGGAUAACUUAUGGCAAAGCCCAUUCGUCAAUGUUUUCAAGCACUUCAAUUUGCCAGCAUGGAAGAAAGCCACGAAGGAAGGCGAAGUGUCAUCCUUGAUGGACAAGACAGUCAAGGGGACGGUGUACAAAAUCUCCGGCAGCAUUCCGGCCGGCAACUACGUCCAGCUGCCCAAGACAAACACCCAGUCUCUGGGCCUCACCGGCCGCUACUUCUAUCUGCUGUUCCGGCCCGUCCCCUCCAAACACUUCGUUGUUCAUCUAGAUGUGGCAACUGCUGACAGUCUGGUCAUCAGAGUGUCCUUCUCCAGUCUGUUCAAAGCUUUCAAGUCCACGUCGACGUGGCUGCAGUUCCCCUAUGUGUGCAGCCCCGCACCCGGGCCAGUGCCAGCGUACGCUGCAGACGCUGCGAGAGACCAGAGCGGGCCGGCUCCGAUGGUCACUCGCUGGACGCUUCUGUGCCUGGACCUCCAGCACGUGCUGUCCACCUACCUCAACCGGCGCUUCCUGUACGUCAAGUCCGUGCGCCUCUGUGCCAACAUGAUGGUCAAAAAUGUCUUCACCAGUGAUACGUUGUACGACCCAGGGCUGACGAUGGUUGAAGCCAAGAGACAGGGCCUGACCGCCCAGGGCAUCUGUCCUCUGCCGCGAGACAUGAGCUACCCCCUGGCCAAAGGCGACACGUGGCACGACAGCUACGAUUGGAUCAGAUUCCCCAACGACAGUUCCAGGAAGCCCUUCGACUCCAUCCAGCCAGCCAGCCCAAGGUCAAGGUCAAAGCAAGGGAAGACAGCACUGACGGCCAACAAGUCAGACGUCGGGGCCAGUGGACCGCAGAGAAUCCAGGCCCGCACGGUGGACGUCAGCAAGUGUGUGUCCGACCGGGUGUCCAUGAUCCACAAACUGACCACCCCGAAACAGGGCCUGCGGAACCAGGAAGUGACGUCAGAGCUGCCGGAACUACCCGCGUGUGAUCGUAGCGAGAACCGCGGCCAGGAGAUCCACGUCUUUGCUCAUCCUGAUCAGGAGCACCACCCCAGAACACAGCCGGCCGGCGGGGGUAGGAGGUCUCUGGAGCCCGACCCAAUCAUGAAGCUGAAGCGAAUCAUCGGCUUUGGUGGAGCGACGUACAGAGACGCUCUGUGGUCAGCUGACGGUGCGUGUGUCGUGUACCCGUGCCACGCUGUGGUCGUUGCCAUGACCAUCUCCAGCGGGCUGCAGAGGUUUUUUAUUGGCCACACGGAUAAGGUUUCGUGCCUGUCUAUGACGUCCAGUGGCGGGCUGGUGGCGAGCGGACAAACAGGUCAGAUGAGUGCGGUGAGGGUGUGGAAGUUUUCCACCGGGGAGUGUCUGGCCAUCGGGAAGGUGCAUGUGCACUCUUUGUCCUGUCUGAGUUUCUCGGCCAAGGGAGCGGUGCUGUGUGGGGUGGGCAAGGACAACCACGGGAAAAAUCUGGUGGUGGUGUGGAGCACGUCGCGUGUGGCGCGCCACAGAGAGAUGUCCGUCAUGGCCAAAGCUCACACCGACGUGGACAUUUCUCGCAUCCUUGUGGCCGGAUUUGACGACACCAAAAUGGUGUCUUGUGGCCGGGACAACGUGCGUCUGUGGAGGGUGAGGGAGGGAGCCCUGCGGUCAGCGCCGGUCAGUCUAGGGGAGUACCACGCCAUGGAGUUCACCGACGUCUGCUUCGAGGCGUGCGCUCACAUGGACACUGAGCCAGAGAACAGGCUGUUCUAUGCCUGCACCAAGUCUGGUCACAUCUUUGAGAUGGACUACAACAAGCUGACCGUACAGCACGUGCGGAGACUUCUGCCCAGCAAGAGUGGCGUGGGCCGGGGGUCCAAGAUGAAAGAUUCUGGAGAAGCAGGUGGCAGUCUGUCCCUCACCUCCAUGCAUCUCAACGACACGUUCUGCGUGACGGGCUCAGACGACGGCUACCUCCGGCUGUGGCCGCUCGACUUCGCUCACGUCUACCUGGAGGCCGAGCAUGAGGGCCCCGUCACUGCGUCGCGUCUGUCAGCUGAUGGCCUCAAGAUUCUGGCUGGCACUUCCAAGGGCAACCUUGGCGUCCUGGAUGUGUCGACGCGCGCGUACACCACACUGAUGCGCUCACACACAGGCCGCGUGGCGUGUUUUGCCGUGGACCCCAUGCGGAGACACCUGGCCACUGUGUCGGACGACGGCACGAUCCGCGUGUGGGACGCUGACACGCUGCAGCAGCUGUACGACUUCAGCGCGCCCGACGAGACGCCGGUGACCAUCAACUACCACCCGAGCAGACAGCUGUUUGCCUGUGGCUUCCACAGCGGCACGGUUCGAGUCUUCAACGUGGAGAACACCAGCCUGGUGGCGGAGCACAGACAGCUGCGAGGACAAGUGACGGGCUUGGUUUUCUCGCCCGACGGUGCCCGCCUCUACAGCUGCUGCUCCCUCGGGGUGGCGGCCAUCUUUGACGCCUGCACGCCCGGCUACAAGGUGCUGCGUGUGAUCGCGGGGCUGGUGGCGCGAGGGGAGGGGUUCGGACCUCAGGCUCUGGCAGUCAGCCCAUGCGGUCGACGCGUCGCGUUCAUCGGGCCCAGUCAGUACACGGUGACCAUCGCAGACGCCAAAUGUCUGGACGAGCUGGUGAGGAUUGACGUGUCCAGCGUGGGCUCUGGAUCGGGCCAUACCCCCAAUCUGGACUCUGCCCAGCGAGUGACCUUCACCCCGACCCGCAGGGACCACCUGCUCGUGAGCACGGCCAACAACAAGCUGGUCAAAUACGACGCUCGCUCGGGACGUCUGGUCAGCGAGGUGGAUCACAUUCACCGCUCUGCCUGCAGCGCGCUGACGGUCUCAGACUGUGGCAAAUACCUGGCCACAGGCGGGGACAAAACCAUCAAAAUCUGGGACUACGACAUGAAGUUGGACAUCAACUUUCAGGUGUUCAUCGGACACAGCGAGAACGUGAGCCGCGUCCACUUCACCCCGGACGGCCUUGGGCUGGUCAGUGGCGGGGAGGCUGUGUACCUGUGGGACUUCCUAGUGCGCCGACCUCCCACCCCACCAGUAGAGGGAAGGAUGGAUCUGACUGACAUAGAGGAGGUGUCGACCAGAGCGGAGAUAAUGAGUGUGGACGACGAGGAAGAACUGACUGCCCACCAGGGGGCGCCGCUGUUUCCCCGGCCCGCCACCACGUCUAUCUCUCCACGCUCAGAUGACAUCGACGCUCUCAGCUCCAUCCACGGAGCCAGUGACUCAGAAGACACGCCAGCUGUUGUAUCUUCGAACCACAAGGUCUCCGGUGAGCCAGGCGGGCGGGGCAGAGGUCCAGUGGGUGUUGACCACAGACCUGGCAGAGGUCCAGUGGGUGUUGACCACAGACCAGCGAGGCACGACCCACGCGCUGACACGAAGGACCAGUACGUCGCUGAUCAGAACAUGUCUAAUGGACCUACAGCCCAGAGUGACCUUCACACGUGGUCAGAGCCGGGGGUCAACGGGACCGCCCACCCAGACGUCUCACGGGGCUUACAAGGGAGGAAACUGACAGGACAACAGCCUCGUGUGGACGGAGUUAUCUGCCCACCAUCUGCGUUUGUUCAUUACCGCCUGAAGGACAAGGCUCACGGAGUGGCUCAGUGGGACUCGACUAACUACCAAGUCCUGGCGACCAGCGUGGCAGCCUGGCCCAUCCACGGCGUGCGCUGGGACCCUCUGACCGUCAACGAGUUUGUGUCGGUGGGCGAGCGAGGCAGCGUGUUGUUCUGGCUUCUGGACGAGAGCGCGGGUCCCGUCUGUCUCAACGUCCACCAGGCUCACCUCCCGCCAAAGCUGGACACAGUGGCCAACAAGGGCAAGCCAGUGACGUUCACUUCCCUGGCCUACGCCGGAGACAGCACGGCCUACAUCGGGACACAAUCUGGACACGUGUCAGCCUGGGACACGCGACACAACACAUGUUUCCUGCACUGGGAGGCCGACAGCGCUGAGAUCACCCAGCUGGUGUGCAGACACAGUCGCCUGAUGACGGCCAGCGCGGGACACGCCAUCAAGCUGUGGUCAGUCGCCGGCGUCUCUCACACCAGGCCAGCCAAUGGGAGGCCGGCGGCUCAGGGGCACACCGCCACCGCAGGGCUGACUAUGGAAGACGAGAUGGCUUUGGAUGGACCAAUCACAUGCGCUGAAUUUGACGACACGUUAGAUAUGGGCAUCGUGGGAACAGGGGCAGGAACUCUGUGGUACAUCAACUGGUCGGAGAGGUCGUCUAUACGUCUGGUGGCGGGGCACGGGAACAAAAUCCACGGAGCGACCUUCACCCCUGACAACUUGCUGGUGAGCGGUGGCGAUGACGGGAGUGUGCGCGUGUGGUCUGUGCGCAGUCGGGAGCAGGUGCUACAGUUUCAGGUUAAGCUACAGUCUUGUACAUGUCUGGCCGCACGCCCAGCGAGUGAGGGCGAAUCUGGGACAUGUCCGCUGGUGGUGGGGGGGUACAGUGACGGGACGCUGCGACUUUUUGACCUCAGCUCGGUGGAGAUGUUGCUGAAACUACAGCCCCACGCGGUCACUGUCACAGCUGUCUGCUUCUCUGCUGACGGUGCCAUGAUCCUGUCAGGAGCCAGUGACGGCCUGAUCGCGGUAAGCAGUCCGUCUACGGGGAUGACCGUCCGCAUCAUCAGCGACCACAAGGGAGUGGCCAUUUCCAACAUGGACGUCACUCUGACAAAGGAGGUGGACGUAGGAGUGAGCGCCCCCACCCUGUGGCUGGCCAGUAGCGCAGACCGACGGGUCAGUGUGUGGUCAGCCGACUGGGCCAGCGACUUCUGUGAGCUGGUCGACUGGAUGACGUUCCCGGGACCCGCGGUCAUGCCCGACGGCACCAGGAUCAGGAAGAACGACACG